CACCAAACCAACAACACAAUCACAACCACAAUCUCAGCGGCACCAUAGCUUAAACCCUAUGACACGCACACAACCCUCCAAACGACAAUCUCCGCCAUCAUGAGCGGCAGGCUCGCGUACACACGUCUGGCCACGCUCGCACGCCGAACACCCAUUCACACGCCACGUCUCUACACAACGAGCUCGCUACCCGCCGGUGGUCUCUUGCGUAACGAAGCCGGCCUCCGUCUCAUAAAGCGCCGACCAUGGCCCCUCGGGACCUACGCACUGCAUAAUCUCCCCGCUACCCGUUCAAUCUCGUUUGCACGAGCCAUACCAAAACUCGUUACCAAAUUCGCGACCGUGGGGGCGGCUGCAGGAGGAGCUGUCAUUGCGGGCGUGAGCUACAUCCAGUACCAGGCUGGACAGGCGGGUAGCUUUGCACUCGACCUUUUCUACCGGACGAAAGAUGGCGCGACUGACAUCGCUGGCGGGGCCCUGGGCACCGUGAACGGCGUCUUCGACCAGAUCUCGAGCGGGUGGGGCAAGACAAAGAACGACUUGGACAAGGUGGAAUACCCGGAAUGGCUGCAGAAACUGCUUGCCAGAGACGAGUCGGAUGGUGCAGGAGGGAAUGGCGGCGGUCGAGGGCCAAGAGAGCCCAAGCGCAGCGGGGCGGGUGUAGCUGCCGGAGCAGCAGCGUUUGGAUACUCGCAGGAAGAUGACGAGGACAGGCACGUGGCUGAGAAGAUUGCACGCGACGAGCAGAUGAUGAUGCUCACCAAGAAGAUGAUCGAGAUACGCGGGUUGCUGCAGACUGUGGGGCAGUCAGAGUCGCUUUCGCUGCCGUCUAUCGUGGUCAUCGGAUCACAGUCCUCGGGGAAGAGCUCAGUGCUGGAGGCUAUCGUUGGACACGAGUUCCUGCCCAAGGGACACAACAUGGUCACUCGUCGACCGAUCGAACUAACCCUCGUCAACACCCCGGACGCGCAUGCAGAGUACGGAGAGUUCCCUGCGUUGGGACUUGGGAAGGUCACAGAUUUCAGCCAGAUACAGAAGACAUUGACGGAUCUGAAUCUCGCAGUCCCAGCAUCCGCCUGUGUAUCCGACGACCCCAUCCAGCUACGCAUCUACUCGCCCAAUGUCCCAGAUCUGUCGUUGAUCGAUCUGCCCGGCUACAUCCAGGUUACUGGACGAGAUCAACCCCCAGAGCUCAAAGAGAGGAUCAAUGAGCUGUGUGAAAAGUACAUCAGAGCGCCGAACGUCAUCCUCGCCAUCUCCGCGGCAGACGUUGAUCUUGCUAACAGCACCGCGCUGCGAGCUUCGCGAAAGAUGGACCCUCGAGGCGAGCGAACGAUAGGCGUAAUUACCAAGAUGGACCUUGUCGACGCCGAACGAGGGGCUAGCCUACUCAGCGACAAAAAGUACGCUCUCCGAUUAGGCUAUGUUGGUGUAGUUUGCCGUGCACCCCCCAACGCAACGGGCCCAAAACUCUUCAACCGCGGAAACGGCAAUAUCACGACCGCUAUUGUGAAGAAUGAGGCAGCUUACUUUUCUGCACAUCCUGAGUUUGGGCCAGACUCGCAAUUGAAUGUGGGCACCAGGAACUUGAAGAAGACACUCAUGCAUGUUCUUGAACAGACCAUGGCGAGCAGCCUGAAAACGACGUCCGUGGCGAUUCAAAGAGAGCUGGCUGAAGCGACAUACGAGUACAAGGUGCAAUACAACGAGCGACCUCUGAGUGCAGAAUCAUACCUUGCCGAAUCUCUCGAUGCGUUCAAACACUCCUUCCGUGGCUUCUCAGAUCAAUUCGGCCGCCAGCAGGUGCGCGAUCUGCUCAAGCACGAACUCGAUCAGCAAGUCUUGAAUCUGUUGGCGCAACGGUACUGGAACCGUCCUUUUGACGAUCUGAGUGUGCCAUUCCCCGAGACAGAUCCGUUGGAGGGCCUACCCAAGGCUGAUGUGGAGAAGGAUGAGAUCUGGAAGAUUAAGCUCGAUAGCUCGAGCGCUGCACUGACGAAACUUGGUGUCGGACGACUAGCUACAAGCGUUGUUGCGGAUGCUCUCCAGACACAUAUCUCUCAUCUCAUCUCAAACUCGAGGUUCGCAGCCCAUCCUUUCGCCCGCCAGGCCAUCACCGACGCAUCUACCUCGAUACUCAAGGAUCUGUCAUAUGACAUCAGCGACGAGCUGGAGAUCUGCAUCAAGCCAUACAAAUAUCGUAUUGAAGUCGAAGACCACGAGUGGGCCAAGGGACGCGAUAAUGUAAGCAAGGUACUGAAAGACGAACUCAAGGUCGUCGAGACUGCAGCGAAGGGUCUUGAAGAGCAGAUGGGCGGACGCAAGAAGGUCAAAGACGUCAUGUCUUUCAUCGAUCGCGUGCGGGGCGGACAGGUUGUGCUGGAAGGUGAUGGCGUCGGCGGAGCCGGAGGAUACAGCUCAGCGCUAUUGAACAAGGGAAGAGAAGCAGUCUUCCUCCGCGACCGCAUCUCUGUUCUUCAACUGCGUCUUCUCGCGCUGAAAUCCAAACAAUGCGCCACGCAAAAGAACAAAUAUCACUGCCCGGAGAUCUUCCUCGAUGCCGUAGCAGCCAAGUUGACAACGACAGCGGAUCUUUUCCUCGACGCGGAGUUACUGUCAAAAUUCUACUACAUCUUCCCACGGGAGCUUGAUCACCGCCUUGGACGUAGCCUGAGCCAAGAAGAAGUCGACAGGUUUGCGCGGGAAGACCCGAAGAUCAAACGCCACCUCGAUGUUGUACGUAGGAAGGAGCUCCUGGAACAUGUGCUGAAGGAGAUGGAGGGGUUGCGGCAGUUGGAAGCUAGGGAGAAGCGGCAGAUGUCCCGACGUCGGUGGGACGCUUUCAUGGCAUAGAUUGUAUGGUGCUUUGGCGUUUCGAAAAGGUGAUGAUGAUGAUAUGAUGAUAUACCAGGAUAGAAUAUGUGGAGGACUUGCUCGCUGCUCUACUCUGUGUUCUUUGGUGAGGCGUGCCUCGAUGAAUGAAGAGAUG
Messenger RNA from Dothidotthia symphoricarpi CBS 119687, 2989 nucleotides. RefSeq lists its product as uncharacterized. Gene Ontology annotation, cellular component: cytoplasm; microtubule; membrane. Gene Ontology annotation, molecular function: GTPase activity; GTP binding; microtubule binding. The record is from RefSeq and is a predicted model, not a curated record. The coding region runs from base 100 to 2853 and encodes 917 amino acids. Lineage: Eukaryota; Fungi; Ascomycota; Dothideomycetes; Pleosporales; Dothidotthiaceae. The transcript has 3 exons.